AGCCGGAGCCGGAAGCACGUGAAGCGGAGUCGGCACGGGCAGCUGCUGUGCUGGUUUUAAAAAACUCGUGUGCUGAGGGGUCUUGGAACGUUCGGUGGGUGACGACGGCGACGCCCGUGUCCUCGCGCCAUGCCUCACAGGCGGAAGAAACCCUUCAUAGAAAAGAAAAAAGCCGUAACCUUUCAUUUAGUACACAGAAGUCAGAGGGACCCCUUGGCAGCAGAUGACACUGCACCCCAAAGAGUUCUGUUACCUGCACAGAAGGGGGUUGAUGAAAAAAGAAGAGAGGAACAGAGGAAAUAUGGAGUAUUCUUUGAUGAUGAUUAUGACUACCUGCAACAUCUCAAAGAAGCUUCUGGACCUUCUGAGCUUGUUCCAUCAAGCAUACCCAGUCAACAAGGCAGGAUUGUUGUGACCACAGAAGGAGAGGUACAAGAGGAAAUUCAGCAAAUUCCAGCCCCCUCCAUUAACUUGCCCUCAUCAGUGUUUGCAUCAGAAUUUGAAGAGGACGUGGGAUUGUUAAACAAAGCCGCUCCCGUUUCAGGGCCUAGGCUGGAUUUUGAUCCUGACAUUGUUGCGGCACUUGACGAUGACUUUGAUUUCGACAAUCCUGAUAAUCUUCUUGAUGAUGACUUCAUUUUAAGGGCUAAUCAAGGAAGCACAGAGCAAGAAAAGGAAGCUUGUUGGGAGUCUGGAGAUGAAGAUGAAUGGGAGGACAUGGAGGAAGAGGAUGGAGAAGGCACCCAGAGUGAUGUGGAUUCGGAGGGUCCAUUGUCAGAUGACAGUGAGAUUGAAGGAGAAAUGAAAGAAUUUCUUUUCAUGCAAGAAGAGACCAAGAGCCGUUUCACAGAAUACUCCAUGACUUCUUCAGUAAUGAGAAGGAAUGAACAGUUGAGCCUUUUGGAUGAGAGAUUUGAGAAGUUCUUUGAGCAGUUUGAUGAUGAUGAAAUUGGAGCACUGGAUAAUGCCGAAUUGGAAGGUUUCAUUCACAGUGACAGUACGCGGUUACAGGAAGUCUUGAAUGACUACUACAGAGAGAAGGCAAAGAACUGUGUCAAACUUGAAGGUCUCGAAAUCAAAGAAGAUUCAAAGCUGCUCCCCAGUGAGGAAGAAGAUGAGGUAGAAGAAAUUGCAACUUUGGUUAUUGAAGAACCCAAAGAAAAGUGGGAUUGCGAAUCCAUUCUGAGUACCUAUUCAAACUUAUACAAUCAUCCAAAACUUAUUGAGGUUCCACAAAAGCCCAAACCAAUUGCAGUGUCAAGUAAGACAGGAAUCCCUCUGGGCGUUUUGCCCGGAAGAGGACUUACAGCUAAGCAGGUCGAGCGCAUGGAAAUGAUUAACGACAGUGACCUGCCAAGAGUAGCCACGCAGCCACGAUGUAAAAAUGAGAGUAAAGAAGAUCGGAAAGCUAGAAAACAAGCCAUCAAAGAAGAACGAAAGGAACGCAGAGUGGAGAAGAAAGCAAACAGAUUGGCCUUCAAGCAAGAGAAGACGAGGCAAGAGAAAGAGCUGCUCAACCUGAAACAGAAUAUUCAAGGGAUCAAGCUGUCAUAAUGAAAAACAAUUGCUUCAUGUUAAGGACACUCAGCUACCAUACUCUUUGCUGAUACCUUUUGGAACUUCUGUCUUCAGCCUGAGAACAGCAAAGUUUAAGAUAAUGACUUUUUGAAUUCAGAUAUAGUCACUUAUAGUCACUUAUCGGCACCUGGUUACAUGCAAAAUCAUUUUUGGGUACCACUGAAAUAAAACUGCUGUAAUAUCUGAUGAAGUGUGCAUGCACACGAAAGCUCAUACCAAAAUAAAAACUUAGUUGGUCUUUAAGGUGCUACUGAAGGAAUUUUUUUAUUUCAUUAUAACAAUUAGACUUUCAAAACUUGGUUUAACGUUUAAGUUAAUACUUCUGUGUUGCUGCUUACAGGAAUGGUGUUCAAGAGAAAUUAACUCCUGCGAUUGGAGAGGCAGGGUGUUAUUUUAAGAACCUCAUGUUAAAGUAUCAGGCCGUGAGUCAAAUGGUAGAAUUCAACAUAGCACUAAGGAGAUAAUUAUGGGCAUUUCUGCUUGCCUGGCAAAAUGAUUUCCCCCCUCUUCACCCUGCGUGCUGUUCUAGGGAUUCUCCUGAACCUCCAGAACAAUUUGUGGGAGGAGAGGAAAGCCAUGUUGUGCCAGCAUCAGUCCUUGCAUGGGCUUCCACUAGCAGGCCCAUAUAUUUCAGCACUACAGGCAGCUAGCCAGAUGAAUAUGAAGUGUUCACAAGUUGAGCAUGAUCUUCUUCCAGCCACUGUAUUCUACUGCCUCUGAACAUGGAAAUUCCAUCUAGUGAUCAUGGUUAUACAUUGCUAGCCCAGCCUCCCAGAAUUUCCCUCAAAGAACCUUUCCUGAGCAUCUUGUGAUUCCUACAACACUUUUUUUAUCACUGUCCACUUAAUAAGGAGGGACGGGGUCAAUGGUAAACAGUUCACCUCUAUUAGUUUAAACUACUUUAGAAAUUUCUGUAGCUGAAGAAGCAACUGCCUUAUUGAACAUCUGUCUUAAGUCAAGGUUUCCCGUUACUAAAACACUCAGUGAUAACUGUCUUGUAGAGGAAGCAAAUGUAUUCAGAGCAGCUUAACUUCUGUUUUCAUGUGCCUCAUUGGAUGAUGGAGGCGUUGCAUGUGUCAUAAUUGUUUUAACUGUCAGCCAAUGACAUUUAACUUGGGCUUUUACAAGUAAAGGAGCUAGAUAAGCAAGAGUAAACUACCUGGUGCUCCUGUCUCCCUGAAAAAGUAUUAAAGGCAGAAUUUGAUAUCA
Zootoca vivipara (common lizard) is the source of this 2787-nucleotide messenger RNA. RefSeq names its product LTV1 ribosome biogenesis factor (gene LTV1). Gene Ontology annotation, biological process: ribosomal small subunit biogenesis; ribosomal small subunit export from nucleus. Gene Ontology annotation, cellular component: nucleus; preribosome, small subunit precursor; cytosol. The record is from RefSeq and is a predicted model, not a curated record. NCBI's taxonomy places the organism in Eukaryota, Metazoa, Chordata, Lepidosauria, Squamata, Lacertidae.